UGUGCGUCCACUUGACACUUGAAGCGAAGGAAUUCAGUUUGAAGGGGGGAAAACAACAACCAGGAAGUUAAACAGAGGAAGAAACGUAUUCGCUUUGGUGGAGCAUCAACUCUCAACUCUUUCAAAAGGUUUUAAAUAACAGCGUCAACUUUAAAUAAAGUCGAUCCAUCGGGUUUGCGGUCAAAGGGCACUGUUUCCAACAAGAUGGACAUUGAUCCGGAGCGGGCCGAGCCGCAGCCACAGGACAAGGUGCAGGUCCUGAAGGAGCAGGUAGAUGGAGUGAAAAACAUAAUGACGCAGAAUGUGGACCGGAUCCUGGCCCGAGGAGAGAGACUGGAUGACCUCAUGGACAAGUCAGAGGGCCUGCAAGCAGGGGCUCAGCACUUCAAGCAGACCUCUCAGAAAGUGGCUCGCUCCUACUGGUGGAAGAACGUCAAGCUGAUCGUUGUCAUCGUGGUGGUCGUCCUCAUCAUCGUCCUCAUCAUCAUCCUGCUGGCCACCGGAGUCAUCCCUGUCAGUUCCUCCACGCCUCCUAUAGUCACUCCCACCUCCAAGCCAUAAACACACACACACAAAUAAUGUACAUAUAGACAUAAAUAAAUCAAACACAUUCCUAUUGCACAGUAUACAAAGUAAUAUAUAGACUCAAGAAAAUCACUGCUGUCUGGUGAAACCUUUUUGUUAGUUCAAAGUUUCUACUGGUAACUUUCAUGCUUAUAUUGGAAUUCACACAUAAUCUUUUGAAACCCUUUUGAAACACAAUUUCAGCUUAGCCAUUUUUGAAUUUGUGAGAAAUUAAACCAAAGUCUCUGGAAGAUCUGAGGUCUUCACCUGAUAGCAGCAAAAACACUGUCACUGGUCUCAAAGGGCGCUUCAUAUUACCACGGUCAGCUCUUCUUGGUUUAACUGUUUCACCACCAACGGUUAUUUCAUUCUGGCAAAGAGGAAGUCACUUUAAAGUGUGUGAAUUUUUCCAGUCUCUUAUAGACAUUCUGUUUGUCUUGAAUGUUAUCACUUAUGUGUAGCUUUUUACAAAGGACAGUUUGUAUAGUUAAAAUGAUGAAAAGGGCAGUUUCUAAAGGAAAUCAGGCAACUUUUUUUUUUUUGCUGACAUUGGACAAAUGCACCAAACACAAAUCUGUAACACGUGUAGAUCACAAUAUAUUUAAUGAAAGGCUGAAUCAAAGUGCUUCCAAUUUCUAUGUAGUCAGACAAUCUAGAAAAAGUCAUCAUUCCAUUGAAAUACUAUUUAAAUUUGUCAGAUAGUUUAUUGAAUGUAUACACUGCUUGAGUUCUUUUGAAACAGCUCCUUAUUGGUGUUGAGGACGUAUGUUUGAGGAGAGGUUUGUGCUCUUGUCAACAGUACACACUCAAAGUUACAGAAACUAUUGUUAUGCACAAAAAAUGUUGGACAAAAAUCAUAUAAUUGUGAAAUAUCUGAAGUGUGUUGAGUUUCAGUGAGCUGAGACACGUCAGCUGGGACCUGAAGUUUGAAAACGACACAGCAUUUACACUUAUGUGGUUUUUCUACUCAACCGAAUUAUAUGGUCCUUAGAGGGGAAGGUAACACAAACUUGUAGAUUUGUACAUUUGUGCUGUGCAGGAUCAUCGGCCUUUUUAACUGAUCAUGUUCAUGUUUUUUCUGUGUUUUAACUAUUUUGAUUCAAUAACCAAACCACCAGGGUCAGCUGUUAAAGGUCUGUUCCCAAACACUCCUAGUGUUUCGAGGAUCAGGCUCCUCCAGCCAACCAGCUGUGAGAGAUCAUUUACAGCCCCUCAUUGACUCCCCCUGCUGGUUCCAUGUCAACCAGUAGGCCCUCGCAGUCACAGCUUACCACUAGAAAAUUUUAUUCCAAAACACGAAAUGCAUUUUUCAGAAUGCGAUUUUGGAGCAAAGAUCUUGUGUGUGUCACCUCCCACCUCUCUGUGCUGUUACAGUACCAGUUUAGCUUCAGAAAGGUCAAAUUUAUGCCCAUUAUGAACUGUAAAUAGUCACUUUAACAAAUGUGUUAAUGAAAGUAUCUGUUCUUUUAGAGGAUAUUUAUUUAAUGCUUUAUAACAUUCAUGUUCUUUCUUUUUUUUUUAUCAAAAUGAAUCAAUGAAAGCUGUAUGUGAUUUCUGUAUAAACAGAUAAUCCAGACUGAUUAAUCAUAAAAUGGUACAGUUCAAUUACUCUGCUGUUAAUCAUUUUCUAGAAGUAGGUAUAAGAAGAAGUAGGCAACCUGCUCAGCUGACCUGAAUGUUUGAUUAGCAGAAUUUGCAUUUUCUGAUGACCUAUGGUAUUUAAUGGUUUUAAAGGUUUGAUAUGAAAUAAAUAGUAUUUUCUUCUG
Molecule: messenger RNA, 2330 nt
Organism: Siniperca chuatsi (mandarin fish)
Lineage: Eukaryota; Metazoa; Chordata; Actinopteri; Centrarchiformes; Sinipercidae
Gene: vamp8
Product: vesicle-associated membrane protein 8 (endobrevin)
Exons: 3
Coding region: 205-561 (118 amino acids)
Biological process (GO): vesicle fusion; SNARE complex assembly; vesicle-mediated transport
Cellular component (GO): SNARE complex; plasma membrane
Molecular function (GO): SNAP receptor activity; syntaxin binding
Source: RefSeq, a predicted model, not a curated record